Messenger RNA from Williopsis jadinii, 1300 nucleotides. RefSeq lists its product as uncharacterized. The coding region runs from base 64 to 1146 and encodes 360 amino acids. NCBI's taxonomy places the organism in Eukaryota, Fungi, Ascomycota, Saccharomycetes, Phaffomycetales, Wickerhamomycetaceae. The transcript has a single exon. The record is from RefSeq and is a predicted model, not a curated record. Gene Ontology annotation, molecular function: RNA binding.
CGUAAACAGAUGAAAUAUACCAACCAAACAGCUUGAGACUGAAGGAUAAGUGAGCUAAAGAGAAUGCCACCAAGAAAACGUACUAUAUCAACGAACAAUGGGAAUGGUGAUCAGAAAGUGACGAAGAGAACCAGGAAGUCCGCUCAGUUACCGUCAAAUGGUGAACCUCAUCCUCAAGUCAUUGACACGUAUAAACCAUUGAGCAAAACAUCUGCUGACAAGACAAUCAAGGGCGUGUUACAAUCGAUAUAUGGGAGAAAGAAGGCAGAUCAAGACGUUGGACUCAGACUCUUGAUAUCCUCUACAGAAGGCGAUAUCUUACUGGGUCCGCCGGGGGAGAGCCAUAUUGAAUGGAUUGCCAAACAGUCCCAGGUGAAGGUGCUCGAAGUCACCGAUAAGAUAGAGGCCAGUGUAGACAGAGAGGUGGUGUUACUGGGUAAUGCAAAGCAGGUGGUACAUGCUACUGCCCUGGUAGCGUUUACCCUUGGGAGUAUUCUCGAAACAUGCACCACUGAUACACUGUUUCAUUUGACCUUACUAGUGCCAGAAUGUGCGACGCAAGGGCUCGAAAGGUUGAACGUGGAAUUAUCCUCCGAGUUUCUGCCUUUCUCCAAUUACAAAACCGUCUACGCUAAUGAACACUUGCCGAAGCUGACUGAGACGUUGAAAGAUGUUGUUUCACAUAUUCAUGAUUCGGUUACCGACUCUACAGUUUUGAUACAUCCUCAGGGAAUACCAAUUGUUGGUACUCAUCUCACAAACCAGACACCAGAGACUACACAGAGACUGCUCAAUCAGAGCAGAGACCUGUUUGUCAAGUUCAUUAACAAGGACUACACACAUCUUCUUUCUAAGGAGGAUGACCCCAAACAACACUCGCUGGAAACUAUUGAAGAAGCAGAAGGCACGUGUCAAGAAAAGAUUAAAGACUUAGAGCCAAUAAAGCAAGUCAUCGACAUCCCACUAGACAGUGUUAGUAAUGUCAUUGGAAGAGGCGGAUUCAAAAUCAAAGAAAUCAGAUCCAAAUCAAACAGUAAUGUUGUCAUUGGCGACUCAAUUAAGGAUAACAAGUAUAGAACCGUGACAUUGACAGGACUUCCGGAAGGCAACUUGACGGCACUCAGGUAUUUGAAGGGACUCGUCUAAUGAGGACCUUACACAACUUAUGUAAUUACCAUGAAUCCCUUGUUUACGGGUUAAUCCGGACACCUAAUAACCCUAACACCGGUACAUCCGUACACCGCAAUGUAGCCGAGGAAACACACAGGGCACACACGCUCCAGAGAUAGCUCGAAAUUCG